AUGGAUUACGAGACUCUUUUAUUCGAUCUAAAGCCUCUAGUUGAGCAUGAAGAGUUGAAUCGCGAUUUGAUUCAUGAUAAAUAUUUUGAAGUGCUUGAUCAGUUGGCGGUUUCUUUACGCUCGUCGUCCAACAGAGAGGUAGUUGGAUCAUCCGGACUUUUGACAGGCCUAAUUCUCAUUCUCAAUAAAGCGCUUUGCAGUUUUUUUGUGGAAGGUGAUAAGUACUAUAUAUGGUUGAAGCUAGCCUCUUCACUAGCAAGAUGCGUGGCAAAUUGCGUGGCUGACAAUGAUGAUAAUAGGAAAAUACUCAUUGAGAAGGACAACUCCUGCGGUCGCAGUCUUUUGAGGGAGUUAAUACCGGAGCUAUUCCAGUUCGACGACAACAGUGAUACCGACUUGUGUUUGGCGCUGCACAAGCAUACUGUGGCUCUGGUUAAAAAUCUUCUUCUUGAGAACGAUGAAUAUAUUGAAAUGUGCGGAUCAAAUAUCCAGCAGCCAUUAUUUUUUUUGAUUUCAAAGCUGUAUAGUGAUAAUAUGACCGAAUAUGAAACGGUUGAUAUGAGUUUUGAACUACUGGUGGAUCUGAUUGAAGUAAACGGAUCUCAAGGUACACUCCAGGACGUGAGUCUCGUAGCCAAAUUUAUUUCAAAGAUCUCUACUGUUCUAAGGCAAUUAGAUGAACCAGAAGAUGGUGACAUGGAACGCGACAAUUUUUGCGUGGAGAUUAUCAUGAAUAUGGCAAAGUAUCUCGAGGUCACUGUGAUGAAAAAUUCAUAUUCAUGGGACUCAAGUUCCUAUCUGCACAUUCAUGAAGUGGAAGAAACAUUAUUCAUGUGUUUAUCAAAGCUAGGCUCGUUUAAUUUUUCUAAUAAGCUGAUAAUAAUGAGAAGAUUAACAACGCCGUUUGGAUACUUGACCACAAUAAGAGAUUAUUCUAAUGUAAGCGAACAGAAUUUGUGCGUUGACAUGCUUUCUAAACAUCUAGAAAAUGGAUAUAUUACAAGUUGUGCAUUGCUGGUCCUGUCAAAUUCCAUCACGUCUCGUAAGGAUGUCGAUAUAAUCAACGACCGGAUCUCUCUGAAGGAGAUAAUAAAAACAGGUGAAUUUUUUGAGGAUCCAAUUCAAUACCAAGGAUACCUCGAUAUUCUGAAGAAACUUCUAAAUUUAUCAAGCAUAAUCCAAUUAGAAAAUACCGAUUUACUGAGUUUAUGCAAUGUGUUAAAGUCAUGUUACGAAAAAUCCCAAUUCUUCAAACAACUAUUACCACUUUUAUCAGCUCUUAUACAAAAACUACUUGCAACUCUUCCUAGCUCUUCGAUACAUUUCCUGCUCUCGAGUAAAAACAGUAUCUUUCUGCAAAUUAUUAUCGAAAAUGAUGGCAUAUUCUCAUGUUUGGCAUUGGAUAAACUUCUAGUAUCAGGAAGAGCAGGCUCUCCAGAUGUCUAUCAACAGCUUUGGAAAUCCGCAUUCAAAAUUCUUGCCAAUCUGGAGUCAGACAAUGUCGUUCCACCGUUUACCCUGUUUCAGUUAGCCAAACCCAUCGCGAUCUAUUUGAAGAAUUGCGAAGCCCAACAUAUCUCUUUUGAGAAAAACGUUAUGUUUCAUGAAUAUUCCGACGACGUCAACGCUUUCCUCAUCAACAUAUCGAAACUAGAAUUUGUUGAGGAUAAAGCAAGCAGAGCUGCUUGGAAUAAUGGUAAAUUCGUAGCCGCCAUGAUUAUCAAGCAAUUGAAACAAGAGCAAGAACUUCCCCCUCAGAUUGAGGUUAUAAGGGAAAAAUGUGAGAUUAUGCUCCAUAAACUAGUGCUUUAA
Zygotorulaspora mrakii is the source of this 1812-nucleotide messenger RNA. RefSeq names its product Bem4p (gene BEM4). The record is from RefSeq and is a predicted model, not a curated record. The coding region runs from base 1 to 1812 and encodes 603 amino acids. Gene Ontology annotation, molecular function: guanyl-nucleotide exchange factor activity. Gene Ontology annotation, cellular component: cytosol. The transcript has a single exon. Lineage: Eukaryota; Fungi; Ascomycota; Saccharomycetes; Saccharomycetales; Saccharomycetaceae. Gene Ontology annotation, biological process: positive regulation of GTPase activity.